This is a messenger RNA of Verruconis gallopava, 3000 nucleotides long. RefSeq lists its product as uncharacterized. Gene Ontology annotation, cellular component: TORC2 complex. The record is from RefSeq and is a predicted model, not a curated record. Gene Ontology annotation, biological process: TORC2 signaling. Lineage: Eukaryota; Fungi; Ascomycota; Dothideomycetes; Venturiales; Sympoventuriaceae. The transcript has a single exon. The coding region runs from base 421 to 2874 and encodes 817 amino acids.
UGAAAACAUUUGUCUUAACAAUUGAAAACCAGUUCGAAAAAUUGCAAUAUUCUGUGACAGCUGAUGUCUCACCCUAAUUUCCGGCUAGGGCAUGCCGUGGGGCUUAGCUAGAGAGCAGCACAUCGUUUGCCUUCACGAAUUCUCCAUUGCAUGGCAAAAGCUGCGACGGCAGCUGAAGCAGGUUGCUGACAGCUACCUAAAAUUCCUCCUUUCCCUACUAUCAACCAACACACAAGGCUUUGAAUUUCGAUCUUGUACUUUUCAGCAGUCGCCUAUUGGCCCACGAAAUGCACCGCGAUACCUAGGGAAGUCGAUGACAAGUACACGUCACAAAGGAACGAAGAGCCGUGAUAUCUGAUCGGACCGGCAUGCUUUUGCAAGAAUAGGUAGUGUCUUCAAAUAUAACUUCCGUGCGACGUCAUGGACUCUCCUAGCAAGCCAUUGAGCUCUCCCAUCGCCUUCACCUCCGAAGUCCCCAAAGGCAACAUAGCCAGGCCCCGAACUCAGUCACAGUCCAGCCAGGAUUCCGAGUCUACUUUCACGCAAGGCUCGUCUCCGUUAAUUCCACCACGGCGCCUGUACGCCCAGCCGAAUACAAGCUCGGCCAGCAUCCAAAGCUUCUCACGCCCACUGCAGCGACCAGUCGUUGACCCGGCGCGCCGUGCAGCGUCACCUACCGAAUGGGUUCCUGGUCAUCGGGCACGACAAAGAAGUCAAGGCUUCUUCGACCCUACCAUCUCAAGUGCGUCAUCCAGCGCCCAGAACAUGAGCGGACUUUCUACUUCGCAGCUUGCCGCUCAGGCUGCCAUGCACAUCCAGAACAAUAACCACAAUCGCAAGAGGUCGCAGACCCUUCCAGAUCCGUCGGCAGCCACGCCAUCGCCCGCAGCUGCUCAAGCGGCUCGCAGACCACCCGCAGUUCAAGCGGUGCCAUAUGCACAACCACAACAGAAUGCUCCUGUCAUUCGAGGCUACGACAGCUUCAUUGGAGGCCACAGCUUAGCUGCAGCGACGGCUGCUAACGCAGCCUUUCCACGGAGCCCAGGGCAAGCGCCUCCGUACUCACCUCAGUUCGCUCCUGAUCGACAGCCACCUCCUGUACCCGAGAAAGAUGCAAAAUCCGGUAAAGAGAAGACCAAGAUGAAGUUAUUUUCGAAGCCUAAGAACAUCGGUAUCUACAAGGAUGACAAAAAACAUCCUGCUUUAUCAUCACCGAGACUGGGCACCUACAACUCGUCAAACCUCAACAAAUUUCCCAAUAUCUCCACAACCAGCUUGGUCGAGUCGAAUAUUAGCAGUAGUAGCUCUUCGUUCUAUUCAGCGCAGAAUACUUCCACGUCUACACUUGUUCCAGCUGAUAGAGAUAAAGAAAAGGAAAAGCAUAAGCAUCACUUUCUUUCCCGUCAAAAGAACAAGCUUAAGGAUAAGGACGACCUGCACCUCGCACUAUCCUCUGCCAGCAGUACCUCAAGACCUACCGAUCCUAGCGCUCCACAGCCUCUGUAUAAUUUUGCGGUGCCAAGUUCUCCAGGUCACGGAAGCACAUUUGCAAAAUCGGUCAGUGGCUUAGAUCUACGACAUGGAGGCAGAGCUCUCAGAGAAAAGAAAAAAGAGGAGAAAUUGACUCCAAACAUAUCAAAUAAUUCAUUGGAACAGCCUCUACGAGAUGCGUCACUGAGUCAAAGUUCAGAUUGGCUUGGAACACCUAAUUACAAUAGCAACAGCACAUUUUCCCCGUUGACAUCUGGAACCAGCGUAUCUCACGUUUCCGAUCUUGGCCUCACGCAGGCGGGUGUUGCAAACUUGGGCAACUCGUUUGGCAUAUCUGGGUUGCAGCCAGAUGAUGCUUGGCCAUUGUUGAAGGCAAAGCUACUUAAUAUUUUCGAAGGUGAAGAACUCCGUCCACCCAUUGAAGAUUUCAAUGCGCUGGUGUCUGUUCACAUCAAGCGCUGUAUUCAGCGCCGCGCGCCGACUUUGAUCAUAGAAGACCUCAAUGAGCUGCUUCAAACGGGAUUCCUCUCACUAGACCAGACGCUGCGACAAAUUCCAGAUGACAGGCUGGUGCCACAUCUAGUUGCUAUGUGGAAUCUGGUGUUCAGCAUUAUACUGCCAUUCUUGCAGGCUGUCUUCCUGCCGCUUGAUCUAGAAUUCAAAGGUCGAGGUCCGAUCAUGUCUGCAAGAGAAGCUGCAGAUUUCUGGGGAGCUGCAUUGCCUUCCGAUAGUGAUGCAACUGACCCUGACGCAAAUCGGAACAUAUUCGUGCUGGGAGAGGAACUAGAUGUCCGCCGUAUUGUGUUGCUCAAGUUUCGAGAUACCGUCUUCUUACCCCGACACGAAGCGUUGAUGGCCAUCUUUACACGCUUAUCCCUUGAAAGUAUAAGCGCUGGUAUAUAUCCUUACGAUCCACUCCCAGAACCACCGCCGAUAGGAUCUGCAACGCGACCUGGGACGGCUCAGUCGGCCGAUGGCUUUGGAUCGCCUUAUCAAAGCAUGAACUCGUAUAAUUCACAGUCGAGUACUCAUUUAGAUUCUGGCUCGCCAUUUUCCGCAGUAGGUCGCUCGCGGGCUACUUCAAACACAUCUGCAGGAUCAUUUCCAUCCUCUGUAGGUGCGCAUUCCGCGGGUUCUCAGUCUCAUGCUGUUGCUCCGGCGCCGCAACCGAUGGACUCCGCACAGGUCACGGAAAUGGUUGGUAGAAUGCUCCAGUGCGUCAGCGUGCUCGCAAGUGUACAGUCAAAAGAUGAUGCGCAGAGCAAAAUGGAGAGACUCACGAAGGAAUUGAAGUUGAACUGGUUGGGUAGAGGUCGUACGGGGCGACAAAGACGAGGAUUUGUCGGAACAAGACUCCGACCUGCUGGUGCAACGUUUGCGUAGCGAUUCGUUCUUGGAUUCUGAAUCGCAAAGUUGCUUACAGAUACCCAAAAAAAUUCUUUAAAGGUAGUUGGUUCAAUUUAAAAGUAAUCGUGUCCUUAAAACCAUCACAAGCAUCUGCGAACGUGU